UUUUACUCAAAUAGAUAAGGACAUACGGAUUGUUCUAAGUGAAUGAGUACGUGCGGUGAAUCAAGAUGGUCAGUCAGCGUUUGGUGUUACUCGGGCUAAGUGUUUUCAGCGUAAUUUUGUCAGCCCAUGGAAGCCCAAGAUGGUACUCGCAUUCGACUCGUAAGGAGGCAGGAUGUGGCUAUGAGGCCUGCCCGGCUCCGAAGGAAGGCAUGAUCAAUGUGCAUCUGGUACCACACAGUCACGACGAUGUGGGUUGGCUGAAAACAGUCGAUCAGUACUACUAUGGAAGUCGAAACAGCAUUCAAAAAGCGGGCGUUCAAUAUAUCCUCGACUCGGUAGUACAGGAGCUGGUGAAGGACCCAAGCCGACGUUUCGUGUACGUUGAGUCGGCCUUCAUGCAUAAAUGGUACAUGGAGCAGACGGCUGAGCUGCAGCAGCAGGUGAAAAUGUUGGUCGACGAGGGACGGCUUGAGUUUAUCGGCGGUGCGUGGAGUAUGAACGAUGAGGCAGCCGUCCACUAUCAGAGCGUUGUCGAUCAGUUCACCUGGGGUUUGCGGUUCUUGAAUGAUACGUUCGGUGAGUGUGGACGUCCCCGGAUCGGCUGGCAGAUCGAUCCGUUCGGGCACUCCCGCGAACAGGCUUCCCUGUUCACUCAGAUGGGCUACGAUGGGUUGUUCUUUGCGCGGCUCGAUUACCAGGAUAAAAACCAUCGGAUGCAGACGAGGACGCCGGAAAUGGUUUGGCACACCAGUGGCAGCUUGGGGAAUAGCGAUCUGUUUACCAGUGUCCUGUACAAUCAUUACUCGGCGCCUCCGGGCUUCUGUUUCGACAUUCUGUGCAAUGAUGAUCCGAUGAUUGACGAUAAGGGAAGCACUGAUUACAACGUGAAAAAUAGGAUUGACACUUUUAUUACCUGGCUCGAAAAGAUGGCCGAGUCUUAUCGCUCGAACAACCUGAUCCUCUCGAUGGGAGAUGAUUUCAACUACAUGGACGCAAUAAUGAACUUUAAAAACAUGGACAAACUUAUCAAGUACACCAAUGAGCGUCAGGCCGAAGGAUCCAAGAUAAACGCAUUCUACUCUACGCCAUCCUGCUACGUGAAGGCUGUUCACAGUGCCAACAUUGACUGGCCUACAAAGUCGGACGAUUUCUUCCCAUACGAAUCCGAUUACCAUUCUUUCUGGACCGGGUACUACACCUCGAGGCCCACGCAGAAGCGUUACGAACGGGAGGGAAACCACUUCCUGCAGGUAUGCAAGCAGCUUUCGGCCAUCGCCCCCACCAAGGAAUCGUUCUAUGAGGAUCAUUUGACGGUGCUCCGGGAUGCGAUGGGGGUGAUGCAGCAUCAUGACGCCAUUACCGGUACGGAGAAGCAACACGUGGCAGAUGACUACGCUCGGAUGCUGUAUGAGGCGUUUGAGGCUUGCAGUGCCAAUACACGAUCGGCGUUGAAUCAACUGUCGGGCGAAAGAGACUCGUUCAAGUUCGACUGGACGUACUGCAAGGAGGCGAACGUUAGUGCUUGUGCCUUGACGGAGAGCUCCGACAACAACGUAGUCCUGUUGUACAACCCUCUUGGACACAGUACGGACGAUUUCGUUCGACUGCCCGUGAAAGAGAGUCACUAUGUGGUUCGAAACGAUCGCGGUCAAACUGUUCCGUCGACUCUGAUUCCUAUUCCGAGCUCGGUUCUGGAUCUUCCGUUCCGCCAUAGCGCAGCCACUCACGAGUUGGUGUUUCAUGCUGAAUCGAUUGCUCCGGUAGGCUACCGGUCAUUCUAUGUUUCAAAGGAGGCGGAGAAGAAGGACGCCUCUUCUAGUAUCGCUACAAUUCGUCAGGAAGAACACGUCAGCAUUGGAAACGAUCUUCUCACGGUCCAUUUUGAUGAGAAUGGCUUCAUGAGCUCGAUCACGGUUGAUGGAGCGACGCAUCCUCUGAAACAAAACUUCCUGUUCUAUGAUGGAGCUUAUGGAAACAAUGAGGAGUUCAAGAAUCGAUCGUCGGGGGCGUACAUCUUCCGUCCGAACGGGACCGAAAAAGCGGUCACGGAAGUGGUGGAGCUUCAGGUGGUCAAAAGCGAACUCGUACAGGAAGUGCACCAGAUAUUCAACGAAUGGAUCAGCCAGGUUAUCCGAGUGUACGCCGGGCAGGAUCACGUAGAGCUGGAGUGGCUUGUCGGGCCGAUUCCGAUCGAUGACGGUACGGGUAAGGAAAUAGUGUCCCGCUUUGAGUCCGACAUUGCCAGCGAAGGAGUGUUCUGGACGGACUCGAAUGGAAGAGAAAUGCUUCGACGCGUGCGAAAUAAGCGCGAAACAUGGGAGCUGGAUUUGUUGGAGCCGGUUUCGGGCAACUAUUAUCCCAUUACAGCCAAACUUGCACUUGAAGAUGAUCACUUCCGAAUGUCCUUGUUGAACGAUCGUGCCCAGGGUGGUUCCAGCCUUCAAGAUGGGCAACUGGAGCUGAUGGUUCAUCGUCGUCUAUUGCGUGAUGAUGCGUUCGGUGUAGGGGAGGCCCUCAACGAAACUCAGUACGGAGCCGGUCUGGUUGCUCGUGGAAAACAUUGGCUUUACUUUGGUUCAUCGCAAAAAGCUGUUAGCCCAACGUUGCAUGCAAAAGAACGAUUCCUGCAGAACAAAGUUCUCCUUCCAAGCUGGACCUUUGUCAAUUCCGUUGAUAGCGUGCUUUCGUAUGACGAUUAUCUAUCAAACUUCCGUAACAUUUACUCCGCAAUCGCGCAACAGCUGCCAACCAAUGUGAAUCUGCUCACGUUGGAGCCUUGGAAGGACGGAACAGUGCUCGUGCGCUUUGAGCACCUGUUCGAGAAAAAUGAAGAUCCUGUCUAUUCGCAAGCUGUCCGCUUCAACGUUCGCAAUGUCCUGUUUGCGUUGAACAUUGAAAGUAUCCAUGAGACUACCCUUGGAGCGAAUCAGUGGAAAGAAGAUUCGGUGCGACUGCAGUUUACUACGGAAUCGACCGCCAAUGAAAUCUUUGAUAAUGUGUUCGAGACGGAAAACAUUCCUAUUGUUGAAGAAACCACUGACUUCGACAUCGAACUGCAGCCGAUGGAGAUAAGAACGUUUGUCGUGAAACGCCGCUAGUGCUCUAUUAGAUGGGAAAAAUACAUCUCACUUUAAGAGAGUUGUUCAAGAAUAAAGUUACACAUUGUGUUACCAAAACUUUAGAUAUUAUAAAUCUUGUCCAUAACAUAUAGUCUUUGUAUCAUAGAGCUUCAGUAAUAUCACUGUAUGAUUUAAUUGUGAUGAACUAACCUUUUGAAACUAUCAUUGUCAUUGUAAAAUGAUGUUCCUAUAAAUCUCGUCAUCACUAAGUCAUUGUAAAAUGAUGUUCCUAUAAAUCUCGAGGAAAAUAUGAUAUGUUUAACCUACGUUUCAA
Messenger RNA from Anopheles coustani, 3393 nucleotides. Its product is annotated as lysosomal alpha-mannosidase-like. The record is from RefSeq and is a predicted model, not a curated record. Gene Ontology annotation, biological process: mannose metabolic process. NCBI's taxonomy places the organism in Eukaryota, Metazoa, Arthropoda, Insecta, Diptera, Culicidae. Gene Ontology annotation, cellular component: lysosome. Gene Ontology annotation, molecular function: carbohydrate binding; alpha-mannosidase activity. The coding region runs from base 66 to 3098 and encodes 1010 amino acids. The transcript is spliced from 5 exons.